Carassius gibelio (silver crucian carp) is the source of this 3906-nucleotide messenger RNA. RefSeq names its product AP-3 complex subunit beta-1. The coding region runs from base 175 to 3465 and encodes 1096 amino acids. Gene Ontology annotation, cellular component: AP-3 adaptor complex; membrane coat; clathrin adaptor complex. The transcript has 27 exons. Gene Ontology annotation, biological process: intracellular protein transport; vesicle-mediated transport; anterograde synaptic vesicle transport. The record is from RefSeq and is a predicted model, not a curated record. NCBI's taxonomy places the organism in Eukaryota, Metazoa, Chordata, Actinopteri, Cypriniformes, Cyprinidae.
ACUCCAGCUCACUUCCGGACUGAAGAGAGGAAGAGAGGAAAAGUUGCCCCUCGGGAGUGAAAAAAGUUUUAUCUUUCGAUUAAUUCCUUGAAAACUAGAAACGCAGCAUCGUUAAAUCUCAUCUGCGUUUAUCGGAGCAUAAAGAAGGUCGCGGUGCUGUAGUGAUCGGUGUGAAUGUUCGGGAUGUCAACCAACAAUGUGUCGUAUAACGAGCAGGGCUCGCUGGAGUCCGGGGUGGACGCUGCGCACGAGAACAGCAGCAUCCCCGCGAGCGUCAGCGGAGGACUCUUCAGCGCCGACUACAAGAAGAAUGAGGAUCUGAAGGAGAUGCUGGAAAGCAACAAAGAUUCUCAGAAGCUGGAGGCAAUGAAGAGGAUUGUGGGGUUGAUUGCCAAGGGAAAGAAUGCAUCUGAACUCUUCCCAGCGGUGGUGAAGAAUGUUGCAAGCAAAAACAUUGAGCUGAAGAAGCUGGUGUAUGUGUACCUCGUCCGGUACGCAGAGGAACAGCAGGAUCUCGCCCUCCUGUCAAUCAGCACCUUUCAGCGGGCGCUCAAGGAUCCCAAUCAGCUGAUCCGAGCGAGCGCUCUCAGGGUCCUGUCCAGCAUCAGAGUUCCCAUCAUCGUCCCCAUCAUGAUGCUGUCCAUCAAAGAAGCAUCCACUGACCUUUCACCUUACGUGCGGAAAACCGCCGCUCAUGCCAUUCAGAAACUCUACAGUCUGGACCCAGAUCAGAAAGAGCAUCUGAUCGAAGUGAUUGAGAAACUCCUGAAAGACAAAAGCACGCUGGUUGCUGGCAGCGUGGUGAUGGCGUUUGAGGAGGUCUGUCCGGAGCGGAUCGACCUGAUCCAUAAGAACUAUCGCAAGCUGUGUAACCUGCUGGUGGACGUGGAGGAGUGGGGUCAGGUGGUCAUCAUACACAUGCUGACCAGAUACGCCAGGACGCAGUUUGUCAGCCCGUGGAGAGAGGACGCUGUGUUUGACGAGAACAGUGAGAAAGCGUUUUAUGAUUCAGAGGAGGAGAGGAAAGUGGAGCAGGUCAAACCGUACAUCAUGGAUCCAGACCACAGACUCCUGCUCAGAAACACUAAACCACUGUUCCAGAGCAGAAACACUGCAGUUGUGAUGGCAGUAUCUCAGCUCUACUGGCAUUUGGCUCCUAAACAUGAACUUAACAUCAUCGCCAAGUCUCUGGUGAGGCUUUUGAGGAGCCACAGGGAAGUUCAGUUCAUUGUGUUGCAGAACAUCGCCACCAUGUCCAUUCAGAGGAAGGGAAUGUUUGAGCCCUUCAUGAAGAGCUUCUAUGUGAGGUCUACAGAUGCCACGCACAUCAAAAUACUCAAGCUGGAGAUUUUGACUAACCUGGCUAAUGAAGCAAACAUCUCCACCAUACUGAGAGAAUUCCAGACGUAUGUGAAGAGUCAGGAUAAGGCGUUUGCGGCAGCCACCAUCCAGGCCAUCGGCCGUUGUGCCACUGACAUCUCUGAAGUGACCGACACCUGCCUCAACGGCCUGGUCCUGCUGCUGUCCAACAGAGACGAGACUGUUGUCGCAGAGAGCGUCGUAGUCAUCAAGAAACUUCUGCAAACACAGCCGUCACAGCACAGUGACAUCAUCAAACACAUGGCCAAACUCUUCGACAACAUCACUGUCUCGAUGGCGAGGGCCAGCAUCCUGUGGCUGAUGGGCGAAUACUGUGAGCACGUGCCUAAAAUCGCCCCCGACGUUCUACGAAAGAUGGCCAAGACCUUCACCAGCGAGGAGGACAUUGUCAAACUUCAGACGGUCAACCUUGCUGCCAAACUCUACUUGACCAAUUCCAAACAGACUAAACUGCUGACUCAAUACAUUUUGAACUUGGGCAAGUAUGAUCAGAACUAUGACAUCAGAGACCGAACACGGUUUAUUCGCCAGCUGAUCGUCCCAAACGAGAAGAGCGGAGCCCUGAGCAAAUACGCUCGCCGCAUCCUGAUGGCGCCCAAACCGGCUCCUGUCCUGCAGUCUGCCUUCAAAGAUCGAGACCGGUUUCAGCUUGGCACGCUCUCUCAUACGCUUAAUUCCCAGGCCAUUGGAUACCUGGAGCUUUCUGAUUGGCCGGCUGUCGCUCCUGACCAAUCAGUGAGAAUUGUUGAGGUAGUAGAACCGGUGAAAGAGACCGGAGCACCAGUGCAUGGUAAAUCCAAAUCUGGCAAAUCCAGUGAGAAGUUUUACUCUGAUUCUGAGGAGGAGGAGGAAGAGGAGGAAGAGGGAAGCAGUAGUGAGGACAGCAGCAGCAGCAGUGAAGAAUCAGAAAGCGAAUCUGAGAGUGAGGAGAACAGCGAUGAUUCGAAUAAGAGCAGCUCCAGUCAAUCAGACUCAGAAAAGAAGAAGAAAACUCUAAAAAACAAAAAACUACAACAGCAGAAACCGGACGGCAAAGACAGGAAGCAGAAGAAUGGGAAUGCUGUAAAGGGUGAAUCCAGAUCCGAAAGUGAAUCAGCCUCUGAGAGUUCCUCGUCUGAGAGUUCAUCUGAAUCCGGAUCGGAGUUAGAUUCAGAUUCAGACUCGGACUCGGGGACGGACCAGAAGAAAAACACUAGGUCUAAACCUGUGCAGUCUACACUAGUCACAAAGCAGGUUGAGAAAAAGGAAGUGUCUCUACUUGAUCUGGAUGACUUCUCUCCCGCGGCGGUCCCCUCACCCAAGAGCUCCAUCCUGUCUCCCAGUCUGCUGUCUGACCUGCAAGGGCUCUCGAUCUCACCCACCCAAUCGGCCUUACAGGCGAGUUCUCCCGUGUUUGUGCCGGAAACCUCCCAUGAGCUGCUCCACAGGAUGACGGGUAAAGGUUUGUCCGCCCAGUACCGCUUCACCCGGCAGCCCUGUAUCUAUGGCAACAGCAUGGUAUCCCUGCAGCUGACGCUAAGCAACAGUAGUGACCAAGCCCUGGAGAACAUCCACAUCUCUGAGAAGAGUUCAACUGGACUAAACAUCCACCGCUUUAAUGCUAUCGAGCGUUUGGAGCCGCAGGCGUCAGUAACCGUGUCCAUGGGUGUUGACUUCAAUGACUCCACACAAGCUGCAAACUUCCAGCUGUGUACUAAAGAAGAUGAAUUCAGUGUGUCCAUCCAGCCUGCGGUAGGAGAGCUGCUGCUGCCCAUCACCGUGAGUGAAGCAGACUUCAGCAAAGAGCAGGGUAAACUGUUGGGCAUGAACGAGUCAUCGGCAACAAUUACCAUGACGCCAGAGAACGUCUCCAGCCAAUCAGUGAACAGAAAGGUGGUGUCUGUCGCCAACCUAGGUGUGAUCCCGUCCAGUCAGGAGAACAUACACAGGUUUGCAGGUAAGACGGUGAGUUCUGGAUGUCUGGUCCUGGUGUCGGUGGCCCUGAAGGAUCCUGACGCGGUGAUCACCAUCAACACUGAGAGAACCGUGAUGGGCUCUAUGCUCCUGCGACAGCUGAAAACAGCCCUGACCAACAGCGACCCCUAGAUAGACAUCAAUCCCACGGUCACCUGUUCACAUGUUCAGGCACGGACAAAUGCUGUAUUCAGAUAGAGCUCACUCUGGGUUAUACUGACACUUGGGAGGAUGUGUAUCGUUUUAAGAAGAUGACGGAAAGAUGGCUUCAUAUCUGUUCUCCUUUAUCCCCAAAAAUAAGUCUCCGCUUUCGUUACCGGAUCAUCAAUGUUCUCUGCUAAUCCGUGAGAUUUAAAUGUAUUCAGAAAGGCUUUUCAAGCACAACGCUGACAGUUUUUAUUUGUGGUUAUGAUUUUGAUACACUUCCCAGAUGACAUGAUGCUGAUAUGUGCUGCUUUCAAUCCUAUGUGAAGUGCCUUUCUUAAAAUGAUUGUACCUUACAGAAGUUACAUUUGCUUAAAAUUACAGUGAUUAAAAAAUAUAUAUAUAUAUAUAUAUAUAUGUGGACUCUGA